UUCCUUUCAUUUCGUAUUAUAAACCCCCACUCCUUCCAUGACUUUCCUUCCUUCCCUUUGUCUAUUUAUCGUCGGACUUCGGGAUUGGUCGCAGCUCCUGCUUAUCACUAUCUAUUGUAAUAUCAUGCAAUGUGUUUCUCCUCAGUGUUGCGCACGACGUUGACGAUAACCAGACUCAACAUAUGUGACGAUAUCUCCCGGGUACCGGCUCGUGGCGCUGCUUUAUCGGACCAGGCGCGACUUAUAAGGGGUUUCAGACAUCGAGGAUGCCGCACCUCUGUUCUAUCUCUUCUUGCCUCCUGUUCGCCGUGCAUUCAGUGCGUGGUAUAAGUACUCAAUCGUAUCGAUAGCUUUCGACCAACUACCACCAUGUCUGCAGUAUCAGAUGCGGUGCUCACCCAGAUCCUGAAUCAGCUUCAGGCUCUUCAGAUUUCGCAGCAGACUUUGCAGGCUAAGUUGGAUUCAUUGACACUCGCUAAUGGAGGUGUAGCAGCGGCAAGCCCUCCGCAAUCCCCACAUAGACAUGUAGUACCCAUUCCCAGUCGACCUCAAUCGGAGACUCCAACGGGGACAUCUACCCCUACUUCAUCCUUCACCACUGCUUCAGCGUUAUCUGCAUUGUCAGUGCCUACACAGGACGCAGAUAAGGCCGCUAUUGACAAAGAGAGGGAGAAGUUGCUUUACCCGGGACGAGUGUUAUUGACCACGUACCCUGACCAGCAUGGGAUCAAGCCAUUUCCUCUCGUUUGGGGUGCAUCGGAUCCAGCUGUCCGUGGUCCAGUUAUUCCAUCUCGUCUACCAUCGUCAAUCAAGCAACGUAAUGCUCUUGGAGCGCACUCUGGCUCGUACUCUAUCUAUCGUGCCCUCUCCAUUGCCAUGGGGGCGCUUUCGCCGACGCACAAGCCUGACUAUUCGAAGACGGAGCCAGCUGUAGACAUUCCGCCUCAACCCGCUUGGUCAGACCCUACCAAGAUCGUAUCUUUUGAUCCUUGGGGACAUCUUGUGCCUCAGGUCUUCAAGAAGGAAAUAGAGGAACUUGGGCUGGACGUUAGACCUAGUAUUGCUGUUACUCGUGCGCACAUGAAGAUGAGUGAGAUUGACGAGGCUGCACGAAAGGGUGAUUUGAAGGUCGAUGGCAAGAUUCUCAUUAAGAGUCAGCCUAUGCAUAAUGCAGAUGGUUCACUAAGUACGGCUGAUCCUGGUGUUGAGAUUGUCAUCAGUAAGGCUGCUGUCGAGCCUGUUUGGUACCUUCCUGGUGUCGCAGAACGUUUCGGAAUUUCCGAAAACUUGCUUCGACGUGCUCUUUUCGAAGACACCGGAGGAAUGUACCCUGAGCUAAUCACUCGUCCCGACAUCAAAGUACUACUGCCACCUAUCGGUAACUUGACAGUAUAUAUUUUCGGUAACCCGGCUUACCUGUCGGAUGAGUCGAAGGAACUUACUCUUCGGGUACACGAUGAAUGCAACGGUUCCGAUGUCUUUGGUUCAGACAUCUGUACCUGCAAACCAUACCUGACAUAUGCCAUCGAAGAGUGUGUCAAGGGUGCACAACGCGGUGGUGUCGGUCUUGUCGUCUAUUUCCGCAAAGAAGGCCGAGCUCUUGGAGAAGUCACUAAAUACCUCGUCUACAAUCUACGAAAGCGUGGUGGUGACUCUGCCGAUAAGUACUUCAAGUCGACAGAACUCAUCGCCGGAGUGAAGGAUAUGCGAUUUCAGGCGUUGAUGCCCGAUGUUCUCCACUGGCUAGGUAUCAAGAAGAUUGACAACAUGGUGUCCAUGUCUGAUAUGAAAUACAACGCCAUCGUACAAUCUGGUAUACCCAUCCUCAAGCGCUACGAUAUCCCGGACCACCUCUUGCCUCCAGACUCUCGUGUAGAAAUCGACGCUAAGAUUGCUGCUGGGUACUUCACUAGUGGGAAGCCAAUCACUGAGGCUGAUUUGGUUAAGACCGUUGGGAGAACUUGGGAAGAGACUGAGCAUUAAGAGAUAGAUUGCACAGAGAGUCGUCUGGAAUCCUGGAAUAUGCUUGUCGUAUAAUACGUGUAGAUAUUCACAAGUCGCUCUGUGUGCCUUGAAUUAAGUUUCCGUGGAGUUCAGCAUC
Somion occarium is the source of this 2101-nucleotide messenger RNA. The record is from the annotation of a GenBank genome assembly. Lineage: Eukaryota; Fungi; Basidiomycota; Agaricomycetes; Polyporales; Cerrenaceae.